AAUGUCAAUGUCAAAAAUUUGAAAUAACCUUGCAAUGACUUGAAAAUUUUAAGUAUUCCUAUCAGUGAAUCAUAUUCGUAGAAUCAUAACAUUCAUCAUUCACCUCAAUAAUAAACAGCUGCCUCAUUAUUAUCGUUGUAAAAUUGUAUUCAAGAAUAUUCAAGAACGUCUAGAUUUCAGGCUGGUUUAUAAAUAUAAAGACUAUAUAUAGUAAUAUUUGUCUACAUUCAGUCUUUAAGACACCAGUGGUUAGUGAUACUAGUCAAUUGAAAAAGUUAUUGCCAACAAUGGAGUUACCUCAUAUAGGUCAGCACUGCAGAAAGCCAGAUUGCAACAAACUGGAUUUUUUACCAAUAAAAUGUGAUGCUUGCAAGAUGUUAUUUUGUGAUGAACAUUUCCGUUACAACACCCACAACUGCCAAAAUGCCUAUAGGAAAGACAACCAGGUACCAGUGUGUCCCUUAUGCAACAUUCCUAUCCCUGUACAAAAAGGUUUGCAUCCAGAUUAUGUUGUUGGAGUUCAUAUAGAUUCAGAUUGUCAGAGUGAUCCAGCAAAAUCAAGGCGUAAAGUAUUUACUAACAAAUGCUCAUAUAGAAGGUGUAAGAAUAAAGAGGUUAUUCCAGUCAUUUGUGAUGAGUGUAAACUUAACUUUUGCCUAAAACAUAGACAUUCUGUUGACCAUAACUGUGAAGGGAAAGUAGUAAGGCAAAGAUGGAUUUUUGAAGCACAACAGAAUGUGUCGAGAACAAUACAAGGGGAAAUAAGUGAAGAUGAAGCUUUAGCAAGAGCAUUAGCGCUUUCAAUUAAUGACAGUGUGCCUACUAGCAAAAAAAAACAGGAAGAAAUAGACUUUGCAUUGGCCAGGCAGCUACAAGCAUCAGAGGGACAAGCCACUGUUGGCAGAAACACUAGAGGUGAUAGAUGUAAUGUUUCAUGAGUUUUGUAGCAUAUUUUUCAAAAUCUUGAAUUAAAGACAAUAGGCUAUAGUAAAUCUUAAGUUUAUAUUUUUUAUGUUUGGUUGGUGUAAGUGUUAAUCGAAUUAUUUUAUUUAAAAUAUUUAAGACAUCCACAGGA
Anthonomus grandis grandis is the source of this 1075-nucleotide messenger RNA. RefSeq names its product AN1-type zinc finger protein 2A-like. Bases 288 to 938 code for a protein of 216 amino acids. The record is from RefSeq and is a predicted model, not a curated record. Lineage: Eukaryota; Metazoa; Arthropoda; Insecta; Coleoptera; Curculionidae. Gene Ontology annotation, biological process: protein targeting to ER; proteasome-mediated ubiquitin-dependent protein catabolic process. Gene Ontology annotation, cellular component: endoplasmic reticulum; cytoplasm. The transcript has a single exon. Gene Ontology annotation, molecular function: zinc ion binding.